Molecule: messenger RNA, 11425 nt
Organism: Myiozetetes cayanensis
Lineage: Eukaryota; Metazoa; Chordata; Aves; Passeriformes; Tyrannidae
Gene: SV2C
Product: synaptic vesicle glycoprotein 2C
Exons: 13
Coding region: 283-2466 (727 amino acids)
Biological process (GO): transmembrane transport; chemical synaptic transmission
Cellular component (GO): membrane
Molecular function (GO): transmembrane transporter activity
Source: RefSeq, a predicted model, not a curated record
CCCACACAGCCGCUCUGGUCCGCCCCUUCUCUGGUCUGUCACGCUCGGCGGCUCCUCCGGGAGGCUCUUCGCUCCCUUCCGCAGCCUCACGCCGCGAGAAGGAGGCAGGGGCAGCGGCAGCGGAGGGAGCUGCCGCGGCUCUGCACUGCCUGCCCCCGGUUGAAUAUUACAGCUUCACAUGUACUUGAGCUUUUUCUACUAAUGUCCAACACACAAUAGAUACUCCAAAAAGUAUUCAGCAGGUGCCUCUGCAACAUAACAACAGUUCUUCUUUGAUACAAGAUGGAGGACACAUACAAAGAUAGGACUUCACUAGUGAAAGGGGCCAAAGAUAUUGCCAAAGAGGUGAAGAGGCAAGCAGUGAAAAAAGUGAAUAAAGCUGUUGACAAAGCCCAGGAUGGUUACACACAGAGGUCCUACAAUCGAUUCCAGGAUGAGGAAGAUGACGAUGAUUACUACGUUCAAGGAGGAAAUUAUGGGGUAGAAGCUAAUGAUGAUGAAGGAUCAAGUGAAGCAACUGAAGGACAUGAUGAAGAUGACGAAAUUUAUGAAGGGGAGUAUCAGGGAAUCCCCAGCAUGGGGCAGGGAAAGGACAACGUGGUGGCCUUAGGUCAACCUAUGCGUGAUGAAUAUAAGGAUCGCCAUGAACUGGAAACAGAGAGAAAAGCUGAUGAAGAAGAGCUAGCACAGCAAUAUGAAUUAAUAAUACAAGAAUGUGGCCAUGGUCGCUUCCAGUGGGCCCUCUUCUUUGUGUUGGGAAUGGCCCUAAUGGCUGAUGGGGUUGAAGUUUUUGUAGUUGGAUUUGUGUUGCCCAGUGCUGAAACAGAUAUGUGUAUACCCAAUUCUGGAUCAGGGUGGCUUGGUAGCAUAGUGUACCUUGGGAUGAUGGUGGGGGCAUUCUUCUGGGGAGGCUUGGCAGACAAGGUGGGAAGGAGACAGUCACUCCUGAUAUGCAUGUCUGUCAAUGGAUUCUUUGCCUUCCUUUCAUCAUUUGUCCAGGGCUAUGGCUUCUUCCUCUUCUGUCGCUUGUUUUCUGGAUUUGGGAUCGGUGGAGCACUGCCAACUGUCUUCUCCUAUUUUUCGGAAGUGCUUGCUCGGGAGAAACGAGGUGAACACCUGAGCUGGCUCUGUAUGUUUUGGAUGAUUGGUGGCAUUUACGCUUCUGCAAUGGCUUGGGCAAUAAUUCCUCAUUAUGGGUGGAGUUUCAGCAUGGGCUCUGCCUACCAGUUCCACAGCUGGCGAGUAUUUGUGAUCGUCUGUGCACUGCCCUGUGUCUCUUCUGUGGUAGCCCUGACCUUUAUGCCAGAAAGCCCACGGUUUCUGCUGGAGGUUGGAAAACAUGAUGAAGCUUGGAUGAUACUGAAGCAAAUUCACGACACAAACAUGCGUGCUCGUGGUCAGCCUGAGAAAGUCUUCACAGUUACCAGAAUCAAAACACCAAAGCAGAUAGAUGAGCUCAUAGAAAUAGAGAGUGAUACCGGAACUUGGUACAGGAGGUGUUUUGUAAGAAUCCGCACAGAGCUGUAUGGUAUUUGGUUGACGUUUAUGAGAUGCUUCAACUACCCAGUGAAGGAUAAUACGAUCAAACUUACAGCUGUAUGGUUCACCCUGUCUUUUGGCUACUACGGCUUAUCUGUCUGGUUUCCUGAUGUCAUUAAACAUCUGCAGUCAGACGAGUAUGCCUCCCGAGUCAAACACUUCCGCAAUGAGGAGGUUUCACAUUUCGUCUUCAACUUCACACUGGAAAAUCAGAUUCACAGCAAUGGAGAAUACAUCAAUGACAGGUUUAUUAUGAUGAAGUUUAAAUCGGUAACAUUUGAAGAUUCACUUUUUAAGAACUGUGUGUUUGAAGACAUUACUUCACUGAACACAUACUUCAGGAACUGUACUUUUGUGAAUACCACCUUCUACAACACAGAUCUCGAGCAGUAUAAAUUUGUUGACAGUGAAUUGAUAAAUUGCACAUUUUUUCACAUCAGGACAGGAUGCCAGAUUUCUUUUGAUGACGACUACAGUGCCUACUGGAUAUACUUUGUUAAUUUCCUGGGAACUUUGGCAGUGUUACCAGGGAAUAUUGUGUCCGCUCUCCUGAUGGAUAGAAUAGGACGGUUAACGAUGCUAGGUGGUUCCAUGGUUCUUUCUGGCAUCAGCUGUUUUUUCCUGUGGUUUGGGACCAGUGAAUCCAUGAUGAUAGGUAUGCUGUGCCUCUACAACGGCCUCACCAUCUCAGCAUGGAACUCUCUAGAUGUCAUUACUGUGGAGCUGUAUCCUACAGACAGAAGGGCAACAGGCUUUGGCUUUUUGAAUGCACUAUGCAAAGCUGCAGCUGUACUUGGAAACCUAAUAUUCGGUUCCCUUGUUGGUAUCACCAAAGCAAUCCCUAUUCUCCUUGCUUCUACUGUUCUGGUAUGUGGAGGUUUGGUAGGACUUCGGCUUCCUGACACAAGAACACAGGUGUUGAUGUAACUGGGACAAACAUUUACUAUUUAUUUCCUUCUUUGUACAAAUGUCAACUCUCCUGACCAGUGGUGCAAAGGCUUCAGAUUCUCAACACAGAGUAGAGUGCUCAAAUGUCAGAAAUUAAACUCAAAAGAUACUUUGGAGUAGCAGAGAUUUAGAAACCUCUGUCUGGAAAUUUAAAUUUCACUUUUGUUUGCUUGCAUACAAUAAUGUUCAAAACCAUUUAACUUUGAACUCAAAGCUACCUCUUAAAACAGUUUUGGUGACAUAUCCAGGAAGGUAAAAAACAUACUGAUUACCAGAUAUUUAAAAUUAAAGCAGUCACAUUAUUUAAAAAACACAUGCUAAAUUUGGCCAUGGCAUUGUGAGGUUUUGUAAUGUACAGGCGUGCAAGUCAAUUAUUUAGCAGUAUUGGUGCAGAGAACGUUAAUGUAUCAAUGCAUGCAGCAUUUAUCAGGAAACUCUACACUGAGAACAUUGAUCUUCUGCAGCUGUGCAUAGGUGGUAAAAACUUGUGGCAACAAAUUUUGGUAAACAUUUUCAGACAGUUUCAAUCUGAAGUAAAGAUCACCAACUACACCCCAUAUUGACUGAGGAGAAGGCACCAACUACUGCAGGGAAUUUAAAAGUCCGUAUAGGUAUGCAGUGAAGAGAAUAACAAAAUGAACCUUUUCACUCUUUGCUGCUAAUCCUUCGGAAAAAUUUUGUUUUAUUCUGACUUUUGGUAUCUGAAGAAUCAGGCCAGUGAACUACAUGGUAAGUAAGAUACUUUCAGAAGUUUGUUUGAUAUUUAUAUAUAUAUCAACACCUUUAUUUGUUCAUAGUUUGUACACUUCUUAAUAUAACCAUUUUCUCAGCUAAUUUUUAAUAGUUCUAGAGUUGUCUUACCAUUUAAUACUUUCAAGCGUCUCUCUGAAAGGCCAUUCAGAAAGAAGCCAUGGCAAGGCUGUAGGGAGUGGUAAUGUUUUUAUUAGACCAAGAGCAUGGAUGGAGAGUAAAUGGCAGUAAACCCAUUCCUUCUGUGCUGUAGACUGUUAUGAAAUACAGUAAAGUUACCCAUCAGUCCUUAUGCUAUGCAAAAGGUUAUGGAAUCUGUUUAAAAUGUUAGCAUUAAAAAUUUAAUACAUAUACAUUUAUAUGAAGUUAUCAAAGAGGCAGAUCCUCUGAUGGCAGAAACUGGCUUUGCUUUCAAUAGAGCUAAGACAAUAUAUAACAGCUGAUGAACUAUCUGCAGUUUCAAGUGUAAAAUAAUAAAUUUGCUAUACAGCUUACAGAAAAAUUAAUCAGUAUUUUUUUUUUGUAAUUAUGCCUGACAACAAUUAUUAGGUAUAUGAAUUGUUGCCAAAGAAAUUAGGCUUUCAGAUAAUGUUAUUGUGUUGUAAAAUGAUUUUUUUUCAUUAGUUUUUCCUCUACUCUUACAUGUGAACUUAGAUUUGGGUACUACUACCUAUCACUGCAUUCUGUAUCAGUCAUUGUCUUUGCCAUAUUAAAGGAGUCAGUAAAAGUCUACAUAAAAAGAUCACUGAAUACAUUUAAAGUUCACUGUUUAAUCUACUGAUUUUCGGAGAGUCAUUUUCAGUUACUAACAUAUGCUUGUGCUACAUAUUGUAGUAUAAAAAAUGUUAGCCCAAGGUGUGGUUUUCUGCUAUUAAAUUAGAAAAGAGUCAGAAUUAAAAAAGCAUGAAUAUGGAAAACUAGGAGGCAUUAUUUUCAUAGUGAUAAUUUAAAUAUAUUAUAGUAAGAAACGGGUUCGAUUCCCGGUCAGGGCCACUCCCGGGCAGGUGGAGCUCGUUAACCCUGUAAAAAGGCAACCCAUCUACGUCCUAAGGACCUCGCUGCCACCGUCCAAGCUCGCUCGGCCCCGGCAGAUGAACCUUAGGAUUAAAGGGUGGGCUCAGUUCCGCGCACACUGUGUCUCACCUAAAAAAUCCAAUGCACAGGCUGGAAGGUGUAAAGACCUUCCCCGGAUCUUUGCUCGCGAAGACUGGCCAUUAUUAUUAGUAAGAAAAAAAUAUAGGAAAUGUGGUUUUUUUGAGUUUUAGUUUUGAAUGUUUUGAAUGUUUUAUUUAUGAAAUGUUUAUUUUGGAGUAUUAACAUUUGAGAUAUUUGAGAUGAAAUAUUUUAUGUUUAAAUCUGACUUAAACACAUCUUUUAAAUUUCUAGACUAUGCUAAAAAAGGAGGAAGAAUAAUUUUUUACUGAAUUCUAGGAUAAGAACAAAAUCCUGGCUUUAUUUUCACAUGUAUGGCUUUUGUCCACUAGUCACAGCCUUAGUAUUAUUUCAAGGCUGUUUUCUGCAAUGCGUAUUGUAUUUAAGCCCUAUUUCUCUGUGCCAUUCAUUAGUAGCACCUGUUCACAUCCUUUUACUUACUGCAUAAGUUAUUUUGAAAUCUGAAGCCUCUGUACAUAUUUGGAGUAAAUAUUCACAGCAAUGGUAAAGUAUUGCAUUGUGUUGCUAUGCACUGUCCUUUUGCGGUAAUAUAUUCUACCCAUCUCUGCAUGUAAUUCCCAAAAACAUUCAGAUACACUUCAUACCACCUGACCAGCUUGGAGGAAAUGGGCCACAGAAGAAUAAGGUUCAGGUUUUGAGUGAUAUGGUUCAAAUUAACACUCUAAAAUCUCAUUACAUGUAAAACUACGUCAAUUUCAAUGCUGUUUUUUAUUCUAAAUCCUGACUAUGUCAUGGGUAUGUGCUUAAGUCUGGAUGAAAUGGAAUAUAGCAAUAAUAGAAAUUCGUAAAGGUUAAAAAAUUCAGGACUAUGGAGACCUUGCAUGGUCCAGAAUUAAGUGAAUGUUCUAAGGUGGGGGGGGAUGGGGGGAAAGAGGAAUAGUGAGUAGGAACUGGGUGGAAAAGUAAAUGGAAGAGAUGAACAAAGAAAAAAAUUCCACCAACAUUUCCAACAUAUGAAACAAAACCUAAAGUUAGAAUUUCCCUAGGUGAUGAGCUAAUUGACUCAACAGAUUUGAACUAGUGUGCAAGCCAGGAUCAAGGUUGUUUGAACAAUCAAUAGUUUUUGCUUGAGUGCAGUAAAGAUUUAUCUCACAAAGACAAAAGAAGUGAAUGCACCUUCGUGCUAUAAAUAACUUGGUGAGAUGGGUGCAAUCCACAGACUUGAUCAGAAAUCCUUAAUUUAUGGAGAUCUGGACACAAAUGAUAUAUUAUAAACAAAAGUAAUUUGAUCAAUCUUUAGUGAAUCUGUCUUUUCUUGCAGUCUCACAAGCAAUCUCAGGUAAUAAAUACUGGACGGUAGAAAUAGCACUUCCUUUCUAUGGCUAUUCACUUAUAUGUCAAACAAAGAAUCACUUAGUGGCCUAUUUAUACUCCUUAUACACCAGAGAGAAUCAAACUUGAUAGCAUUUGUAUAUCACAAAUAUAAGACAUAUGUAAUCAAGACUGCUCAUUUGUCUGUUUUGGUCACAAAACUGACUGCUAACUGAAAAUCCCUGUCAGUCUAAACUGAAGUAGGAUAUAUUGUCUAGUAUUAUCCUAUACAGCUGAUAACUCAUCCCAGCAACAGCAAUGACAAAAACUACAAUGGCCUCUGAAAACAGAGAAGACUGACAGUAUUUAGAAUACUAUCAACUAUGAUGAUCAACUAGUUUGAAAUUUGAAAGCUACCCAAGAAAGACCACAUGUUAUCAUUUUUGGCAAAGAAAUUUUAUUUGAAUUAGUUUUACUCCUUAGAGGUUCUGUAACAGUAGCGUUUGACUUAGCAGACUCUUAUUUCUUGAAAGCAGUGUUAUGUUUGUACGUUUUAACCAGAUUGGCUAUAUCCUUGUUUGCACCUUGUUGCUUAGAAGCAUGCACUACAACAUUUGGUGUGCAUUACAUUGGCUGCUGAGUGCAAGCCCCUAGCAAGGGAACCAAGAGUAGGUGUAAAUGGUGGAAUGCUGAAAAGGAUUGAUAAUGAAUGAUGUACUUGGAAAUCUUCUUCCCCUAUGCGUGAUUAUAACCCUUGAUAAUCCCCUUACAAAGUUGUGUACUACAGGGCUUGGACACUGGUGAAAAAGAGUUAGCCCUCCUACUUGAUGGCUCCUCUAGUCUACUCCUCCUUUAUCAUCUUGAGAAAGUGGGGCAAAGUUAAGAUUGCUAGCUCAAGCUCUGCUCACCUUCUCUUCAUGCCAUUCCAUUCAUUACAUCCCAAAUUACUUUUCUUACUAGAGAACCAAUAUUAAAGUCACAACUCUCUCCUUGUGUUCUCACCAGCUUCUGACUUCCUAGUAACAUUCAGUAAGAAGUUUUGUUGCAUAUCUUUUGCAAUUCAGCCAUAUCUUUUUAAAACAAUGUAGAAAGCAACCACAGAAGUCCUUCUGUGAAUACUAUCCUUUUGAGGCAGUCAGAUUCCACUACAUAUCCAUUCCAGUUCCCUACAUAUCCAGAAGACUGACUUGAUAUGAGGAGAGGUCUCCUCUCAGAAUGGUCCCUCUUGAGGUCCUGCUGUGGGUACAGAUAUGGGGGAAUCUGCUUGUCUGUGCACCCAGCUCAGCCCCAUUUGGAGGAAAUAUUAAUCUGUAUUCUUUUUUUCUUUUCCUACCACUAUGGAGCCCUAUCUUCAUCUAACUGCUCUUGAGACACAACUGCUGAUUCCAAUACUUAGCAAAGUAAUAUAGUACUCAGCCCCUCAUAUGGACAACCUACAUGUCCUGGGCUUUAACUCUCUUUCACAUUGUGAGUGUUAAAUUAAUCUUUGUUAGUCAGAGAAAGAUGUUUACAUCCAGUCACACCUCUUUACCUAAAUAAGAUGAUAUCAUGCUAAUACAAUGAACAAGCCAUGUUUCCUGUUUAAUAACCUGGAAAUGCAAUUGAAAUUUCAAUCACAAUGUUAAAAAUGAAUCCUUGCACUCAGGGGGUCAAAGACACAAGAAGUGAAAACAGAAAUGCUCCACUUCCUCUGGUGUUUUGAAAGAAAACACAUGUUCAGUAAUCAUAUUCCAGAAGAAAACGUAUCUGAGAAACUGCUUUUACUCUGUAUUUCCUGCCUUCUUGUUCAUUAAACUUACUGUAAAAUAUUAGGUAUUUGCCUGCAUUAGUACUUUCCAAUGCUGCUAUUCCAGGAACGAAAAUACAGACUUUUGCCUGCAGUUUUAAGGUAAGACAGGUAUCGGGCAGUCAUGUGGAAUUAGAAGAGACAUGUUAGCCAGAAAAUCUGGAACGCAGUUCAAAACCUGAAUCAAAUAAAAUGCUUCAAUUUAUAAUGCCACUUGCAGAUCUCUCUUGCCUUCACUUAACCUCACGCAGUCUACAACCAGACCAUCAGCCCCAUUUGCUUUCUUUUAAUGUCAGUAAUUUCAACCAAGUGUUGCAAAAUACUUUUGAAUCCACUAUCACCAUCUGCAUUCUUUUUUUUUUUUUUUUUUUUUUUGUAGUGGUAAAUUCCAUACUUCUUCCUGCAAAAGAAGACUCCUUUAACAUUUAGUCUACCUAAAUGUAUAAAAUUACUACACAGAACUCCAUCCACAUUCAGGACCUGUCUUUGAUGCGGUGACUUAGCAUGUCAAAAGCAGGAAUAAGACAAAUUGGGCCUUUUCUUAUUUAAUAAUAUGUUGAAUUAUCUACAAAGAUUCUGGCCUAUAAUACAUAACUCUGCUUUCUAGUUUGAGUACAUCCUGUGCAGCUAAAAAUUAACAAAGCAGUAAUUUUUGGCAGUCUUUUCCCACAAGAUGCACACAAUCUGCAUUUACUAGGGAAAUGCAUAGGGAAGAAUACAGUGCAAUUGCUUCAUGGUGUAAACAAUCUAAGCUGCUUGACAAAGGUCUAGAACAUAUUGCUCACUUCUAACCAGUACAGAGUUCAAUAACCAAAGAUUUGAGAAUACUUAACAACAAAAGCAUUUGGAUGAGGUUGACCUGACACAAAAGUAUUGUUCUUUCCACCCAGGCUUUUCAUGAAUGUACAUUUUAAUGCCAUGUAACCAAGAAGAUUUGUAGAGACCUUACCCCCUCUCUGGCCAUCAACACAUCUGAGUUGUAGCCAGACACAUCAGUCCACAAGUGAGAAAGAAAGUGAGAAAGAAAGAGAGCUGGCAGGCUGGCUUUCAGCACUCUCUCCACAGCAAGCCACCUAAGCUCAUUUUGCUUAGAUCCCAAGGAUCUGCUUUUUUGCUUAGCUUCCUACUUUCUAAUUUUGGCAUUCAGUUUUCACCAGUAGUCCUGACCAAAAAAUCUGAAACCAAUUGCUGCUAAAGGACAGCACUCAUAACUCACUGCAAGCACAGUACUCUGCAGGAGUCCAAUGUCUUAUGUGUUGUUCCAGUUUCAUUUGUUGUUUAGAGCUAGAGUUGUCAGCUAGCAUUUCUCUCUUACAAUACUGCAUGUAUUCUUACCUAUAAGACAUGUUUUAUAUCCUCUUAAUGUCUGCCUUGUAAAUAUAUGCUUGUCCCCUCCCUGGCUGUGUGGUAAAAGUAAUUUGUGAAUCUUACAUAGGUCUGUCUUCCCCAGUUAAAAGAUGAUCCUUCAAAAGAAGAAGGUCAGGAAAAAUAAUGAAAUGGAAUCAAAUUAAAUGCAAAUCAUGAAAAGUAAGAAAUCAAGAUGUAACCUGCAAUUACUUUUGUUUUCUCAGAUGUUUUCUUUAAAUCCUAGCCUGCAGCUAUAUAAUAUUGGAUAUUUUAAAAAAGUAUUACAGUUAGAGGUGAAUACAUAUACAGAUACACAUGUGGGUAAGUAUACACACAUAUGUACACACUCACUUCUCUAUAACACAGGUGGAUAUAAGACUUAAAACCAUGUUCUCAUCUCGUUCUCUAUGACAGAUUUACAUUCUGCAUUGUGCAUUAUGCUUUGAACAAAAGUAACAUUCUGCUCCGUUCCUUGUGCAGAAACCUUUUCUUAACUGUGCAAAAUUCUUGGGAUGCAAAGAUUCAUCUCAGCUGGCCAUUAGCUUUCAGACAUUGGAAGGGAAUUCCUGAGAUGGUCUGAAAAAUGAGCUUUGACUUAGCUGUUGCCUUCCCCUGCCUGCCCAGCCCACCCUACUCCCCGCCACACUGUGCCAAACAACAAAACAGCAUGCAGAGGCACUGAUUGUAUUCCAGUGACUAGGAGACACAGCGCUCUCAGAUACAUAAACUCCUAAAAGCUAUGACUUUUGUCUUAUUCAACCGAAAGGCCUUCAAAAUGGUCCAUGGGGAUAUCAACAUGCUAACUUCUGUGUAAUGUAUGAGAAAAUGUCUGUGAUUUCCUGUAUUGUAUGUUUUUCAUUGUUUCUGCAUACGUAGUUGAAGUCGUUCUAGUGAAGUGAUUAAAAAAUUAUUUGCUAAUGUUCUUAUCAGCAAUCUUCAACCAGCCUGAAACAGAGCCAUUGCCAGGGUGUCUUUCAAUCAAUGAUUAACACCCAUGAAUAUCUUCUACAGUAAUUAGUGCCAUAUAAAGUCAUGGUGGCUAUAAUUCAAGCACAUUAAGCAUGAAAAUAUCAGCACAUGCACACAGACCACACAGUGAUGGCGGAAAGAGAUCUUUCAAAAGGUCUGGCAUUUCCUGCAUUGCUUCUUCCCUCUUUGAAGGAUGCUCACUCUUUGCAGUGUGCUUCCUCUGGUAGAGGACAUGCUACAGAAGUAAGAAAGCAGAAGAAAGGGUUUAUUCCUUCUAAAGGAAGGAAUGUAUAUUUGCUAUAGGAAAGCCAACUCUAUAAUAAGAUUAAAACAAACCAACCAAACAACCAAGCAGCUUGCUAUUCUUUUUUAUUCCCAUGUGUUGUAUGAGUUGAUAAACUGAAUACCAGUCUAUACUAAACCUUUGGGAGGAGACUAAGAAAGGAUAGCAAUGCUUAUGUGAUAAUAUUUUCAGAAAGUAGGAGAACUUUACAAGGAGAAAAUACAUAUUCAGUGUAUGAGGCCAUAGCAUAUAGAUUUUAAUUGUGAUUAUGAACUGACAGUUUUAAGUAGAAAAUUGUCAUUCACAUCUACAGUAGCAGUAGAUAAUAUUACCUUCUAUGUGGCAAUGACAAUUAAAUUGUGUCUCAUACUGGGCUUCAAAUAUAUGUAAGAAUACCAUAUACGUAAUUAGAUAUUUUUUAAGUGGGCAGUUUCCACUGCAGUGUAGUGUCAUAUAUGCAAAAGUUGGGUAUAAAGGAUGAGGUACAGAAAGGUGAGUUUUUUGCCUUCACUGCACUUUACUGGCAUUGUCAGGUUACUGAUUUUCUUUGUUAGUGUUUUCUAAUGCUAAGCAACAGGAGAAAAACAUGUUCUUUCCUAGGUUUUUUGUGGUUAUCUUCUGUUUGCAGGUUCCCCUUCUAAGCUUCCACUCAAAUUUCCAACUGCUCUGAGCCAACUGGCAAUACAAUUUUUCAAACAGUCUUCAUUACACAAACACACAGGUACUUUAGUGUGCACAUGUUAUCAAGAAAAUCAUAACCAUGUCUGACAGUCUCCAUGUCUCAGUGCAAGGUAACAUGUACAUAUUGUAUAUACGGGUAACAAGCUACUUUGAAGUUGAAUUGUCAUUUAUACAGGGGAAUUCAACUUCAGAUCUGCUAAUCUGCAGCAAGAUCUUGGCAAUGGUCCUGACUUCGCUCUUUCUUUCUUUGUUACCUUUACUGCUCUGUGUGAUCUCCUGUAGAGCAAGUUACAGUCAUCACUAUUUAUAUAUGUGUUUGCAUGUGUGUGCCUUGAUAAAUCCUCUCUUUCAGAGUUCUGAAUUUUUCAUUUCAAGUCCAGCUGGUACAAUUGUGAACUCAUCUUUCCAGUAUCCUCCUCUGUGUCAGAUUGCCAGCUUCCAAAAUGUUUGACCAAGUGUUUUUGAUUAAGUCCCCUGAGGAAAGCUAUCUGUUUAUUUGUGAAAGGGCAUGCUCUGUGUAGGAUGACUGUGUACAGUAUAAAUCUAUACAAUGUGGAAGUGUUUAUAAAUUUAUCUGCAAAAUAUUUAUCAUCUGUGUAACAAAUGCAAAGUUAUUUAGUGUACAUCAGAUUAAUAAAUGGGGAUGAUUUUUUGCUCUGCUAUAUUAAAAUAAAGAUUUGUUCUCUGCAAUGAACACA